Molecule: messenger RNA, 1545 nt
Organism: Brassica rapa (field mustard)
Lineage: Eukaryota; Viridiplantae; Streptophyta; Magnoliopsida; Brassicales; Brassicaceae
Source: RefSeq, a predicted model, not a curated record
UUUCAGAUGAGUUUUCGCGGUAACUGCGCGGAAGAAGAAGGGAGAUGGGAAGAUUGUGUGGAUGAGAUUUGAGCCGCCUCAGAUCGACGGUUGCUGUUCGGUUUUGACUUCGUCAACGGUCUUCCUCCCGACGUCCUUUACAGUUCUACUUCUAUCUCUCUCUGCCCAUUGCUGUUUUUCUAAUAUUUUUUUUUGAAGGCUGUAAAGUUUUUAUUUUUAUGUAUUUCUUCAAUGUUUAUUUAAAUAUAUAAAUUAGGUGGGUUUUAAGAGCAUGUGCAACGUGGGUGUUCACUAAUUUGUCAAUUUCAUAUAUCUGAGUAGAUUUUUUAUACCAAAAAUCAAAUAAAUACGUUGUUAUAUAUUCGUUUAGAAACUAACAUAUAUUUUAAGCUUACUUCUUUUCGAGAUUAUCAAAAACUGUUUUUUUUUUUACAAAAUCGAACAUUAAUAUCACGUGUGGUUUACGAAAACCAAUCAUUUUACUAACAUAUCUUCAUUACGUGUUUUAAUUCACUACUAGUUUCUUUUCUUUCUUUUUUUUGUUCAAAAAUUCACUACCAGUUUCUUUGAAGCUUUUUCUAAGAACUUUUUUUUAUUUCACUUUCUCCAGUAUGUUAGGCAGCAUGAUAAUGGAGAAAUCAUAUACCGCAGACAGAUUAUACUUACAUUUUUUGUAACUAAACUUUUAUUUUUUCUUGGUCAUAAGCCAAUAACUAACUUAUAACCAAAAGUCAAAAGGAAAAAAAUGUAACAAAUAAUUGAUGAAAACCUCAAGUUUAUUCAAACCGCCAAAGGAGCAUAUAAUAUAUAUAUAUAGGGAGGGUAUUUUAUUCGUUAAUUUUGACUCGAUUCGAUAUUCAUUUAUGGAUAUCCGUAAUUUUUUUAAGCAAACAAAUAUUUAAAACCAUUUUUAUAUAUUAUUGGAGAAGUAGUUGUUAAAAAAAAGUUACUUUCUUAUGUGUCACAUUCACGUUAAUUCUUACAAUGAUUAUUUAAAAAUAUAUUCUUAAUAAAUUAAAAUAUUACAUAUAAUUAUUAUCAUUUUAAUUUUAUUUUAUAAUUUUUAUCAACUAAAAAAAAAGCUGGCUACAAAAACUUAUUAGACACCAUUGCCCUAUGCCUAUAUUGCAUUUGCGGGUAAAAGAGUAAUUGAACAAAUAAAUUUUAAUUUUCUCUUUCUAUUUUCCCAAAUAAAAUAUAUAAUAAAAACGAAAUAUUAAAAUAAAAACGAAAUAUUUAUUUACAAAAGGAAAAUAUAUUUUAUAAACAUAUGAGCAUGAAAAUAUCUCUAUAAUAUUAUUUGAGAAGUUAGUUUCUUAUGUGUCGCUUUCACAUCGACUCUCACGAUGGUUGAUUACACUAAUACCCUUAAUGUAUUACAAAUAUUAAAUACUAUUAUUUAUUUUUUAGUUUAGUUUCCUUUUAAAUUUUUUCCAAAAACAUAUACAUAUAAUACAAAAGGAACAUUUUUAUAAAGUUCAAAACAAAAUUGAAAACGAAAAUGUAUGUAUAUAUAAUAUGAUUUCAAAAAAAAAAAGCAAAGUU